AUCACUCGCUAAUGGAAGGCGUGUUCUACGCCGCCGCAGCAUACGUGGACAUUUUAUUAUAACGCGUCUCAAGCAGAAAGCAAUUACGGAGUGGAGGCAAAAUGAAAACACAAUACAACCAGCAACAACAACAGCGAGCUCGUUAGAACUCAGGAGAGACAAGCGUACCAACAGCGACGAGCGCCGAUUAUAGGCAAUUAGCUAACUCUCUAGCCCUGUAUAAACACGCACAUUCGUACAAAUAACUAAAAAAUUAUAGGCAUGUGUGUGCGUGUGUUUGUACUCGCAUUUGCGACAGCAACCAAUACCGAUUGGUGAUCACUUGCUUAGCUCUCUCUAUUAGUCUCGCUCAUUGGUAUACGCCAUAUUGGAUUUGAUGUGCCGUUAGGCGGAGCUUCUACUUGUUGGUGGUUUGUGUUGCGCGCCAUGCAAUGAAGGCGCGAAAACAGUGGGACCAGCGUGAUAGUGGUAAUCUCUCGCACCAACAACCCCCGCUGAGCACAGCAGAGUUAAUGAACGCAGCCAACCAAAAGUCUCCUCGUUUCGGGUACGUAAUGUGUCUGCGUGGCCAGAGAUAGCGUCGUUUAUUUAUUGUCGUGUCUGCUUGCUUUUGGGCCCUUGCCAGUGUGUCAGCGCUGGGAACAGUCGUCAAUGUUGAGCGACAGUUAGUUUGCUGUCGACUUUUCAACGGUUCAGUGCUUCGGGUUUUGCGGAGUAGCUGGUAAUUUAAUUGGGAUUGCGUGUAUACUCAAGUGUAUUGCAAUAGAUUUAUCAAAAAAUAUUAGAUUUUACCGGAGAAUUGUAAAAUGGAGUGAAAAGCCGUUAUACAUAUGCAGAUAUAUAUGUUAAAUACGCAUAACAAUAGUGAAAAGAAAAUUGGAUUGUGCCAAAGUGUUUAUUGUGUUAGAAAAAAAAAAACAAAAAAAAAAACUAAAUAAUAAAAAAAAAAAAUAACUGUAAAUAAAUCUCUAUCGCCUUAAUUAAAAUUGUCACUCUCCAGCAUGGAGGGUACUCGGCCCCUGGCUACGGAAACCGCUAGCAAGCUAACCAAAUUUUCAACACCUUUUUCUAUCGAGAGUCUGAUCGCCAAUCAUCAACAGCAACAGCAGCAACAACAACAACAAGAGUUCGAAAGAAGCACACAAAUAUUAGCGUCUACCAAUAAUCGGGAGCAGGACGAGCUGAAUGCGCGCGCUUUAGUCGCCACAUCAGCCUUAGGCCUCGCCAAUUUUCCCUUCUACAACCCCUGGCUACACGGCUACUUCGCACAAAAUCAUGAUCGGCUGACGCAGUUGAUCUCCAGCGGUUGCCACCUGACCAACUUUGCCAAAGCCGAGCAGGGAAUAAGCUCAGCGCCUCCACCGCUACCGCAACAAUUAGCGUCGAAAAACGCAACCACGUUGCCACCUGCCCUUCCGCAUGCGUUGCCACCGGGUGCUAAUUUCACGGGCAACAGUGAUCAUGCACGUUCACUGCCGUCGGUGUCUGCACAUGCGUUGGAGCCACAAUUGGCAACGCGUUUUCUCUUUAAUCCGUCGGAUGCGAAUUACCGCGAUAAAUUAUUUCUAAGUAGUUUCAACGGUGGCCUGGUUAGUGGUGAGCAUGCUCCACCAACAAAUGUGGCGCCAGCGAGUCUUGCCAAUGAUAUCACCGGUGAACAGCAGCGUUCGAAUAUGGAAUAUGCUGGUGAUGAUUAUGUGCACAAUUUAACGGUACAUACGCGCCUGCAUAGUCCCCAGACGAGUAGAGCCAGCGCGGUGCCAUGCGAACAAAAUGCAAACGAUAUGAGCUUGAUGGCUUCGUCCGCCUCAAGUUGUGCGAAUACAAAUAGUCGCGAUUCGCUGAAAUCUCACACGUCCGAAGCGCUCUUGGAUGUGGGCAUGGAUGAGGAUUUCGACUGCAGCGGUGAUUCCUGUAGCGAUAUUAGUUUAACAAUGUCACCGAAAAAUUACAGCAUUGAUAUGGAUAAGAGCAGAGGCUAUACACACUCUGACAGUGAAGACUGUUCCGAUGAUGAAGGGACGAGCGGACAAAACGACUCAAAUAAGGACUCCUCCAGUAAUUGUGGAGGAAGUAGCUCGAAAUCGCGGCGAAGACGUACAGCUUUCACCUCCGAACAAUUAUUAGAGCUAGAAAGAGAAUUUCAUGCGAAGAAAUAUCUAAGUUUAACGGAGCGGAGUCAAAUAGCGACGACUCUUAAACUCAGUGAAGUGCAGGUGAAAAUCUGGUUUCAAAAUCGACGCGCCAAAUGGAAGCGCGUCAAAGCCGGUCUCACAUCGCAUGGCCUCGGCCGUGGUGCUGGUGGUGGCACCAAAAUAGUCGUACCCAUACCCGUGCAUGUGAAUCGCUUUGCGGUGCGUUCACAACACCAACAACUGGAGAAAAUGUGCCUGAGUGGUCCAAAACCGGAUCUGCGCAAGAAAAUGCCCACCGAACUGAGCGGCUUUGAGAAAUUCAAUGCCGCCAAUGGCGUGGUCGCGGGCCUGAGCAAUGGCAGCGCUGCUAGUGUGCUCAGCGCGGCGGCGACGCCAGCAGCAUUAAUGGCGGCAGCGAAUAUGGCCGCGGCGACGAACACGGUGACGGGCACUUUGGCCUUGGCGAGGAGUAUUUAUUGAUUGGUCGCCGUAUUUAUUCGCUCGUAAUUUAAGACUUUCAAAAGUUUCAUGUUUGUUUUGAGAUUAUAAGUUAAUUAAGUGAUUAAUUUAACAUAAAUUUAUUUGUUUUUGAUUUUUCAAUUAAAGCCUAGUUUACUUGAAAUACUAAGAGAAUGUAAAUGAAAAUGAAACACUUUAAAU
Molecule: messenger RNA, 2795 nt
Organism: Bactrocera oleae (olive fruit fly)
Lineage: Eukaryota; Metazoa; Arthropoda; Insecta; Diptera; Tephritidae
Gene: unpg
Product: homeobox protein unplugged
Biological process (GO): regulation of nervous system development; regulation of transcription by RNA polymerase II
Cellular component (GO): nucleus
Molecular function (GO): RNA polymerase II transcription regulatory region sequence-specific DNA binding; DNA-binding transcription factor activity, RNA polymerase II-specific
Source: RefSeq, a predicted model, not a curated record